Cajanus cajan (pigeon pea) is the source of this 741-nucleotide messenger RNA. RefSeq lists its product as uncharacterized. The record is from RefSeq and is a predicted model, not a curated record. NCBI's taxonomy places the organism in Eukaryota, Viridiplantae, Streptophyta, Magnoliopsida, Fabales, Fabaceae.
AUGCAGGCCAAAAUUGCGGCCAGUACCAGGACGGUGGAUGAAGAUGUCAUGAUGGAAGUCCCUAGGGAUUUUCGACCCUUCUCGGAAGCCAUAGAAGCCGAGAUCAUCCCCAGGGACCAUCGGAUACCCCAAGUGGAACCUUUCAAUGGAACGCAGGAUCCCAGGCAGCACUUGACAGACUUCCGAGCCCAAAUGUUGAUCUGUGGAGGGAGCAUGGAAGUACGAUGCAAACUAUUUAUGGGAACACUCAAAAAGGCGGCACUCGAUUGGUUCAGUGGUCUCCCUGACCGGUCGAUCACCGACUUUGAUGUCUUCAGUCGGCUCUUUAUGGCCCAAUUUGCUGCUAAUAAGAAGAAGCCGCCAAUCACGUCGGACUUGUUCGAUCUCAAGCAGCGGCGAGAGGAGUCGUUGAAGGAUUUUUUGCAGAGAUUUAACGAAGUCGCCCUGAGGAUAGCGUCCUUGGAUGAGAGGAUGGCUGUUAUCGCGUUCCAGAAAGGCUUAAGGUCCGGGGCCUUCGACAUCGCGCUGGAGAGAGCGAAUUGUCAAACGAUGUCGGAGGUGAGGGCUUUCGCCUUGAGUCACAUCAAGACGGAGGAAGGACAAAUUAAUAAAAGAGCUGCCGAAAGCCGAGAAGAGGCAGGCAGAAGUAACAAGGAGAGCAGCAAACAUCUUCGACCACGUUCAGACUGGAAUAAACGACACGACCGCUAUAAUAUGAAAGAGGGCAAUUACCGAGGCUGA